GCCACCAUGCCCAGCCAAUUUUUGUAUUUUUAGUUGAGAUGUGGUUUUGCCAUGUUGGCCAGGCUGGUCUUGGAACUCCUGACCUCAGGUGAUCUGCCUGCCUUAGCUUCCCAAAGUGUUAGGAUUACAGGUGUGAGCCAUUGCACCUGGCCUUUUCUUCGUGUUUUGUUAUCAUUAUUAUUUUGGAGUUGGAGUCUCUCUUGCCAAGGCCGGAAUGCAGUGGCACAAUCUUCAGCUUACUGCAAGCUCCACCUCCCAGGUUCAAGCUAUUCUCCUGUCUCAGCCUCCUGAGUAGCUGGGAUUACAGGCACCUGCCACCAUGCCCAGUGAAUUUUUGUAUUUUUAGUAGAGACAGCUUUUCACCAUGUUGGCCAUGCUGGUCUUGGACACCUGACCUCAGGUGAUCCACCCCCCUGGCCUCCAAAGUGCUGGGAAUAUGGGUGUGAGCCAUCCCGCCUAGCCGCCUUCAUGUGUUUUGUUUUGUUUUAAAUGAAAGAAACAGUAGCUUGGAACUGGAAAGGGGCUCUUGAGGGGGCACAGGGUUGACCUCUCCCAGGUUACUGAGGAGAGCCAAACCUGCUCAGCCUCCUGGACUUGCCUGUGGGCCACUGAAGAAACCCUAGGUCUUGGUCCCCAGUUCUCCCGAGCCUGGUAUUCCUCUUCUGUCCCAAGUCAAGGGAAGAGCACUAGCAGGUGAAGGGGUGAGCGGCUUGUUGACAUACAAAUUCCAAGUGAUUAGGACCAUAUCUGUCAGGCAGUGCAGGCUGCUGAUAUCAGAUGACCUCAUUAGAGUCUGCCUGGGUGGUGGCAGAGCAUGGCGACUGGAGUUUCCAUGCCCCUUUGUGGGCAGCUUGGGAGGGCAGUGACUUGUAUUUGCCCAAACUCCAAUCAGACAGACUCAGGCAGGUUAACAGGUCAUGACGUCACAGUGUGGCUUCUUGUGGACAGAAUCUGAUGAAGCCCAGGUGGAGCUUUGUUUCUUCUAUUUAUCCACGUAGUACUUAAAGCUCCCAGUCCAGGCCUUUACAUGAAAAUGACCUGAUUUGAACCCAAUGGGGAAUUACCAUGGAAGUCACUGAUCAGAUAAAGUAAGAAUCCAGUUUUUCUCAUCUUCAGAAAACAGAAGCGAAACCGAAGUGACAAGAUUUGACUAGAAAGUGUGGGCUGCUGAGAGCAAGACCUAAAUAAGCUUAGUUUCCCAGGCCCAGUGUCCUCUGGUAUUACGACAAUGACAUUAAGUCUUUGAGUGGGCCAGGUCCAUGAUACACAUUCCUUGUGUGACCUUCCUGACUGCAGCAGGUUGGCCAGAUCGUCUCCAUCUUCAGAUGGGCAGAGGGAGGUUGGCUGGCCGCACUGGCUCAUGGUGGGCUGGAGACUGAGUUUGCAUCUUGUUCCUUGCUCCUUGGUGGACUGUAACCUUCUGGUCUGCAGAGCCUGGUCCACGGGGACGAGCAGUCUGGCUAGUUUCUGCUGGCAGGGGCUGGCAGGCUCCCCCCAGCUGCAUCUCUUGUCUCUCUAUCGCUGGCAUCAAGCUCCUUGCCCUGGCAGCCAGGGUCAGUGUCCUCUUGCUCCUGGGAGCCGUGCUCUGUAGAAACUGCUGAGAUGUGCUCUAUGCAGGAGCUAGACAUUUGGAAGCUAUGGGAAGAGGCCAGAAACUCUAAUGAACUCAGCAAUCCAGACUAAUGUCCAUGCCUGCAGCUGCUCCUCACUGCCUGUUAGACACUCCUCAAAAUGUAGCUUCUAAGCAAUUUAUACCCGUAAACAGCAAUAUUGGCACUCAAUGGGUUUUGCCUGGCAGCUCCUCACCAAGGUAACAGAAAAGCUUCAUGGUGGCUUCCUCUCCAGUGUGGCCUUCGGUGUUUUUAACCUCUCCUCAAGAGUAGCAGAGCUAGUCCUGGGCCCUAGGAGCUGGCCUUGGCCCUAGUUGAAGUGCUGGGGAAGUGAGGAUGGUCCUGAGGACACCUGAACCUGCUGGUGGACAGGCACUGUGAGGCUCCUGAUGAACAUCGUGAGGGUGGCAGUCUGGUGUGGUGGGGUCCUGGUGACAGUGGCAGGCCUGUCAUACCCUACUCUGUACUAUGAAGGAGCAAGGAGAGAAGGCAAAGAGGAGCUGACUCACUUUUCUUUGUGUGCUGAUCUUAAUGGGAGGUUAAAACACAUCCACUCCACUCUUUAGGGGAGUGUGGGGGAGAAGCAGGGGAGGUUGUGGUUAGUGGGGCUCCUCCCAGAAGAUGGGGCCCAAUUGUGCUCAGUUACUUCUUUCCUACAGUUGUGAUUUUGAUCACACAGUUAUUUAGUAAAGCCAGGCCAUCAUCUCCCACGUUGGGCUGUGCGACACCUUCUCUGGCCCUGCAGGGUGCAGUGUAAACCUCUAGAGCAGCACGGGAGGGAGGCUCGGGGAAGUUCUGGAGCUGCAGUGAGCCACUGAGGUGGAGCCAGCCCUGACAACCUGAUGUGAGAAGCCGCUGGGCUGCUUCUUUCAUUCCCGUGGUUGCUUUUCCCCGGGUUUAGAUGAGGCGAAGGCCCGUGUCCUCAUUUCUAGGAUGUGUGGGACCUGAGUUGGGCCUUGAGCAAGGCAGCCCCAAUCCUUGGUGAUCAAGGAAAUGUGACCUCCCUUUUUCCUCGAUGUUCUCAUUCACCAUGAAUUUGCAGGCUGCUUUUCUUAAUUGCUUUUUGUCCUGAGUGUGAAGAGAAAGUGUAGUUUUCUGUGUGGUGUGGGAGCUGCAGGUGGCUGUGAUAGCGAUCACUGUGUGCCCACAAAGUCAUCUCUCAGGGUGGAUAUAAUUAUGUUUCUCAAAUCCCCUUCAGUUGUUUAAAAUAACCACCCCUCUGAGAGGAAUCUCAGUCUUCCUAUUAAGCUCUUGAGAUGCUGUCACUGCUUACGAACCAUAUCCUGCUUGAUGGCGCGGUUCUCGGAGAGACUUAAUGAGAAGCUUGGCCACAUAGGUGAGCUAAGUGUGUCAUGUCUUACAGCCUGCCAGGUCAGCAGCCACCUCUGGCUCUGCUGUCAACAGUUCUAUGAUGUGGGGGAGGGGGACUGUCACGGGUUUUAUGUGCUCGCCAUGUUUACACAGGUCACCUGUGUGCUGGCUACCAGCAGUGGGCUGAGUGCCUGCAGUGUGGCUGCUCUUGUCUGUCCCGGGUGCUGUGUGUCAUGCCUGAGUUGGGGGCUCUUCUCUGCUGUGCUGAGAGAACACUGGCUUUGGGACGUGUUCUAGAGUGGCAUGACAUGGGUCCAGUGGCCAAGCUGAAGAAAUUGUGACCAACGUGUGUGGGGAAAGAGGUUCAUGUCGGGCCUGGUCUUUAAACAUGGCUUUUUCAGUGUUAAGUCCAAACAGUCCCCCAUGUUAGGGGAUGCUCAUUAGCUGGUGGCUGGUUUAAAGGAGACUGCAUCAGCCUUACAGGUAGUCAGCCUUCUGUCUGGACCAGGCUUGCCUUUGAAGACCAGAGCAGCUAAGUGGUAGAUAUGCUCAGUUCACAGUGCAGUACCCAAAUUUUUGCAUAUUUUUCCCCAAAGCCAAGAGCUGUGUCUGUCUUGUCACCACGUGACAAGGGAAGGAGGUGUGAAUUGGCUGCCCCACCUUCUCUUUUUUGUUCUUUAAUCCUCUUGACCGAGACACUCAAAUUAAGAGCCGCAGACUCAUCAAAGAGACCAUUAAACACCGUCUCAGUCUCAUGGGCUGUACACGUAGCAGAUGAGCAUGUUAAAUGCGGGUCCUGCAGCUAGGGGAGGCUUAAGACUGCAGCCCAUGGCUGGGGCUGGUUUGCUCAUCUGAGGUCAUUGAAUGGCUCACAGCUCUCAUUUUAGAAGCAAGUCAGAACACCUCUGGUGUCUGUCAUGGCUGUGGAUUACAGUAUGCCUCUCUGCUGCUGUUGGGGUGCACACCCUAGGAGUCCCGCCACAGCUCCAUGCCAUCUCAGAGGUCUACACAGCCUCUUGUUGAGCUCUUCCUUCCCUGCAGUUGCUUUUCCCCAGGUUUAGAUGAGGUGAAGUUCCGUGUCCUUGCCAGGGCUUCCUAGCUAGGCCGCGACACAAAGGCCGUUACUUGAGAACAGUGGCACAUCACGUGGCAAGGUAGUGUACUUUAUCUCUUCCACGGAAUAUGGGUGAUUACACUGUUGCUGGGCAUUUAGAAAGCAACGGGGCCGUGAGGCAGAACCUGGGGAGGGUGUGUGGUGUCAUGUUUUCCCACCUCCCAGUGUGAUGUGGGCAUCUUGUGCUGGUCCUCUGCAUUGGCUCUGACAUUCACAGGGGAGUAUGUGGGGUCUUUUAAAAAAUAAAAUAUAGAACAAGGUCUUGCUCCUAGUGAGGUUGGAAAGAAUCUUAGCAACCAUUAGUUCAUCUGGCCUCACUCUACUGUAGGAUAGUAGAGAUGCUAUCUCAAACGGCUUGGUGAUUCCCUGGGUAUCUGUCGGUCACUGUGAUGUCCCCCAUCACUUCAGUGGAGGCAAAGGUUGAGUAAAGUUGUGUAGAACUGACACUGCAGAGUGCAGGCUUACUGGGUUUGGGGAGAAUGGCCACUUGGCUUUGUAAUCUUCACCUCUACCCCCCUACCACACAGGAGCCAAUUUGCAGUUCUGACCUAGCCAGGGCCCCACUUGACAGGCUGGAGGGUGAUCUGAACAGCCAGGGCUUGUUAACUGAGAUGGGAGCCUCAGCAGUGUCUAGGAGUUUGAAGCAACUUGAAAGAUGGUGAAAAGUAAGAAGCACCUAGGCACAUCUUCUUUUAUUCCAACAGUAGGUUUAGUCAGCCUUAGGAGGGACUGUGCAGCUGACGUUUGCUCGCCUCACCUGCGGGGGUCAGGCUUUCGGGGGCUCUUUAGACUCUGGCUUCCCAACUUGCAUUCGGGUCCCCUGAUCUUACUCCGAAGGACUUGCUGUGUUACAUGAUUUCUUUCCCUUGAUAUCUCAGUUUUGCAUGAAUGAUAAGAGUGCAUGGGGUAAACCUGUGUGACGUUUGUACCAGGCAUCCAGUAGUGCAUGUUGGCCACCGAACCCAGCGGUCAUAAAUGACCUGACUCACAGGACAGCAGGAAGUCAUAAAUGUUUUCUUUGCCUUUGACCUUUAACAGCAAUUUCAUACACUUGCAUUUCAUUGCUGUUGAAACAGCUGUCCAUCCCAUUUGUUAAUGUGUAUUAAUUUACUCAAGAUUAUGCAGGCUUUGACAAAAUCCCAGUGCUUUCUAGCCAUUAGCAGUACCAGCUCCAUGCUGCGCUGACAGUUGCCGUGUACACUUGGGGACUGUCAGGAUCUGACAUGCACUCUGCAGAACCUGGGGCUUCCUCCUCCUGCUCUGGAGAUUUUUGGCUAACAGCAAACAUGUGAUCUUACCAUUCAGUCAACCAUGUGGUCCUCUAGGCCUGGGACCCUGGCUGUCACCUAAGCCAAUCCUUGUUCUGUCGGGGUGUUCUGGGCAUCACCGGGCAGGCUGAGAGGUCCAGGCCUUGGCACCUCAGCCAUGUAUGACCUGCAAGCUGAGGUUAGGUCUUGGCAUUGCACCGUCAGGAAACCCCUUCCCGCUGGGCUUAGUAUGCCCAUUUGUAAGGUGAGGGGUUGGACCAGAGCAGUGGGGAUGCCUGGCAAAGUGCAGUGGUGCCUCAGUAGGGAGGGUGCUGCUGGCAUGUCACGGGCAGAGGCCAGGCUUGCUGUGUCAUAGCCUGUAGCACCCAGGAUGACCCAUGGCAAAGAGUGGCCCAGCCUCAGAUGCCAGUAGUGCCGAGGUGUGGAAACCCUGGAUAGAUGACCUCUAAGUGCCUUUUCAGAUGUCAUUCUGUGAUUCCAAUUUGUAAAUGCCCUUGACCGAAAAGAGAAGCUCUGUGUCUUGUGGCAGUGCCAACUCCGAUGACUGUAGUUGCCUGCCAAGGCACUGGAGGAAAUCACAGUGGCAGAGUGUUAGGGCUGCUGCCCUAUGGGGCCUGCACCAGAGUGCUCAGUGCUAUGUCAUGCAUCGCUGGGACUGAUACUUGGAUUGUCAUCUGUGUCCAGGCUCAUGGGGUAGCACUCGGGAGCAAGCACUCAGAGCCCCCUAGUCUGUCCUCAGAAGGGGCCGGGACUGACCAAAGCUCUUACCUUCCACAGCGUCUGUUCCUCAUGCACAUCCUGCCCAAGGAUGUGCCCAGCUGCGGUCUGGGGCUCCCUGUCACAGUCACCUCACCUUUGAGUUUCUGUGGCCCUGCAGUUCCUCCGUGUCAUAAAGCAGUACCUGCCCAACAUGGUGCACCUCUAUCUGAUCGGCACUUUCCUGGAGGAUGGCAUCCGCAUGUGGUUCCAGUGGAGGGGCCAGUGCGGCUACAUCGACACCACCUGGAACUGCAGCUACCUGCUGGCCUCGUCCGUCGUCUUCCUCAACUUGCUGGGACAGCUGACUGGCUGCGUCCUGGUGUUAAACAGGAAGUUCGUGCAGUACGUCUGCUUCGGCCUCUUUGGAAUCAUAGCUCUGCAGACGAUUGCCUACAGCAUUUUAUGGGACUUGAAGUUUUUGAUGAGGAACCUGGCCCUGGGAGGAGGCCUGUUGCUGCUCCUAGCAGAAUCUCAUUUUGAAGGGAAGAGCAUGUUUGCGGGCGUCCCCACCGUGCGUGAGAGCUCCCCCAAACAAUACAUGCAGCUUGGAGGCAGGGUCUUGCUGGUUCUGAAGUUCAUGACCCUCCUUCACUUUGACGCCAGCUUCUUUUCUAUAUUUCUGUUUGCCUGA
Messenger RNA from Callithrix jacchus (white-tufted-ear marmoset), 6693 nucleotides. RefSeq names its product surfeit locus protein 4. The record is from RefSeq and is a predicted model, not a curated record. Lineage: Eukaryota; Metazoa; Chordata; Mammalia; Primates; Cebidae. Gene Ontology annotation, cellular component: membrane.